Molecule: messenger RNA, 1713 nt
Organism: Didymella exigua CBS 183.55
Lineage: Eukaryota; Fungi; Ascomycota; Dothideomycetes; Pleosporales; Didymellaceae
Exons: 2
Coding region: 1-1713 (570 amino acids)
Biological process (GO): ribosomal large subunit biogenesis; rRNA methylation
Cellular component (GO): nucleolus
Molecular function (GO): rRNA (adenine) methyltransferase activity
Source: RefSeq, a predicted model, not a curated record
AUGUUCACCGUACCCGGCUGGAACGUCUCCGCGCCAAUUGCGGCGCAGGUGGCGCAGGCGAAACCCCAGGACCCGAACAAGCUCGGCAAGAAGGCACAGAAACGGAAGAGGGCGCAGGAAGAGCAGCAGGUUAACACUGAGGACCUGGGAAAGCUGUGGGAGAAGGCCGAGGCGCAAAAAGCCGAGGCGCCCACGAUAGAGAAGCCGGACACAUCAAAGACACCGAACAAGAAGAGGAAGCGCGGGCCCAGGAAGAAUGCUGCAACAAAGGAGGCUGCUGCCAAGGCCGCCGAAGAAGGAGAGACUGCGCCCGCGCCAGCAGGACCCAAGACGGCCGACCCCGAGUCGAAGCGCUCCAAGAAGAAGCAGAAGAAGGAGCACAAAGCUCAGAAGGCCGAUCAGGCAGAGCAGGCAGACGAGACAGCCCAGACAGCCCAGACAGCCCAGACAGGACAGGCCAAACCCGCAGCGCCCACGCCCGUCGCUAUACGCGCGCUCAUGGACCCCGUCGCCCUGAUCCCCGAGCCCGCCGGCCUGACGCCGCUGCAGAAAUCCAUGCGCAGCAAGCUCGCGAGCGCGCGCUUCCGCCACCUCAAUGAAUCGCUCUACACCAAGCCGUCCGCCGACUCGCUCUCGCUCUUCAAAGACGACCCCUCCAUGUUCGAAGACUACCACCGCGGCUUCGCGCAGCAAGUCCAAGUCUGGCCCCAGAACCCCGUCGACGACUACGUCGCCACCAUCCUGGCGCGAGGCUCCAUCAAGCUCGCCAAAGAUCCCUGGCGCGCCCAGCUGCGCGACAAGAAGAAAAAGGGCCCCGUCGCAGCCGCACCCGCAGAGGAAGAAGACCGCGACCGCCCCAUCAUACCCCGCGGAGACAACAAACCACUGCCCCGAGCCCAUGGCGCGAAAUGCCUCAUCGCCGAUCUAGGCUGUGGCGUCGCCUCGCUGUCGUACCGUCUGCAGCCGCACCUGUCGUCGCUGAACAUCGACAUCAAAUCCUUUGACCUCUCGCAGCCCUCCGGGCCAUCACGCUCACUCGUGACAAUCGCCGACAUUUCCGCGCUGCCGCUCAAGGAAAACAGCACAGACAUCGCCAUCUUCUGCCUCGCGCUCAUGGGCACAAACUGGCUCGACUUCAUCGACGAAGCAUACCGCAUCCUGCGCUGGAAAGGCGAGCUGUGGGUCGCAGAGAUCAAGUCGCGCUUCGGACGCGUGGAGAAAAAGAGAGCUAUCCCGAUAAACAGCAUCGGCAGCCUGAACAAAGGCGGCAAGCCGCCGAAGAAGAAAGGGCCCAAGGAGAAGAAAAAAGACGAUGUAGAGGGCAUCGAGGACAGCGCCGACGAGGCGGAGCUCGCGCAGACGGUGGACGGCGCGAGCGCGCCCGAGGGCACCGAUGUCUCGAGUUUCGUCGACGUGCUGCGUGCGCGCGGAUUUGUGCUCGACGCCCUGCCCGAGAGGCCCGGGGACGCGAUUGAUCUCGGCAACAAGAUGUUCGUCAAGCUGCAGUUUGUCAAGGGCGCACAGCCGACCAAGGGGAAGAACGCUGGCACCGAGGGCACGAGCGCGGGCGCCAAGGGCAGCUUCAAGACAAGCAAUGCGCUGAAGAUGGGCAUAAAGGGGAAAAAGUUCAAUGCCGUCAAUGACGAGGACGAGGGGGCGACGGCGAAGAAGGAUGCGGCCGUGCUGAAGCCGUGUCUGUACAAGAUCAGGUAG